Molecule: messenger RNA, 612 nt
Organism: Beta vulgaris subsp. vulgaris (sugar beet)
Lineage: Eukaryota; Viridiplantae; Streptophyta; Magnoliopsida; Caryophyllales; Amaranthaceae
Exons: 2
Coding region: 1-612 (203 amino acids)
Biological process (GO): DNA repair; telomere maintenance
Molecular function (GO): DNA helicase activity
Source: RefSeq, a predicted model, not a curated record
AUGGGCGAAAUUGUAUUGCCUGUAGCUUUGAGUGGAAUUGCUUCUUUCCUCCUUCCACGAGGAAGAACGGCGCAUUCGAGAUUCAAUAUCCCUUUCAAUGUAACUAAGAAUUCUACAUGUGCCGGCAUUUGGUCAGGGUCGGAUUUGGCUGAUCUUAUUAUUAAGAAAAAACUUAUUAUUUGGGAUGAAGCGCACACGAUGCAAAAGUAUUGUUUUGAAGCACUUGAUAGAAGUUUGAGGGACAUAAUGAGGUUUGUUGAUAGGGAUAACUUGCAUCGACCUUUUGGAGGCAAAGUUAUGGUAUUCGGUGGUGAUAUAAGACAAAUAUUACUAGCUGUACCAAAGAGAACGAGGCAAGAUAUCGUGUUCGCUAUCGUUAAUUCGUCUUACUUGUGGGAUUCCUGUAAAGUCCUAACCCUUACUCGUAAUAUGAGACUACAAUCAGAGUGGAUAUUAAGCAUAGGAGACGGAAAGGCUGGAGGUCCUAAUGAUGGUGAAGCCGUAAUUGAGGUUGCAAAAGAUAUCCUUAUAGAUCUAGGGGUCGAUCCAAUUUCAGCAAUUAUUGAUAGCACUUAUCCAAACCUACAUGACCAUAUUUGGGAAGCUAAAUAA